Molecule: messenger RNA, 732 nt
Organism: Colletotrichum destructivum
Lineage: Eukaryota; Fungi; Ascomycota; Sordariomycetes; Glomerellales; Glomerellaceae
Exons: 3
Coding region: 1-732 (243 amino acids)
Source: RefSeq, a predicted model, not a curated record
AUGCCAGGCAUGGGCAUGGGCAUAGACAUAGGCAUGGGCAGUCGAAGCCCUAUGAGGCUGCAGGAGGAUGGCUGGAGGACACUGGGCAGCCAUGUCGGGUCUAGUCUGCUGCCGGGACGCCGUCGAAGCAUUCUGGAAGGCGGGCGAAGGCGUCGAGGAAUUCGCAUCCGUACAUGGGGCGGGCAUGCUUGGACCAGCGAGGAUGAGCAGCCCACGACGGCCAGCACCGAAGUGACUUCGGCAGACGAUCUCCCUGUCGACAGGGAUGACGACCACUACAAUGGCCAACAACUGCACCAGCAGCGACAACGACAGCAACCGCCACGGCAACUGCAACACUAUCAGGAACAGGAUGAUGUGGUCUCUGCCGUAUCAGCCAUCCUCGAACGGCUCCACUCCCGCCUCCGCAGAUCAUGGGACCACCGUCUUCACCUCGCCAUCCUCACUCGUCUCGACCUUCCCUCCGCGAACUGGGCCAUGCCGACGUCGACGUGUCACGGAGCUCCUGUAGCAGCUCCAGGAAUGAUGACACAACUGGGCUUCUCGCAGGGGACCGCGAAGGGGAAGCGCGGUUUCGAUGAAAGGGGGAUAUAUGCUUACGCCGCGACCUGGGAUGCGAGCUCAGCGGCAGCGGCAGCAGCAGCAGGAAAAAGCAGACGAGGGGUACACUAUGACGGACCCCAUGUCUCACGAGGCGGCAGACAAGCGGGAGAGCCUGAGAGGCACGCCUAG